Molecule: messenger RNA, 1640 nt
Organism: Aegilops tauschii subsp. strangulata
Lineage: Eukaryota; Viridiplantae; Streptophyta; Magnoliopsida; Poales; Poaceae
Product: probable lysophospholipase BODYGUARD 4
Source: RefSeq, a predicted model, not a curated record
UUGGAGAUGCUCUUGAGCCCUUCGCGCCACCUACCACCCUGCGGUCGAUCACGGGCUCACGAUGGCCGCGCUCGCAGAUCUCAUGCCGUGCCCCGCGAAAUGGCCGGGGGCGGCGAUGGCGGCGCUCGCGGCCGCCGUGUUCGCGGCCCUCGACGUCGUCGACGUGCUCCUCUGCCUCGUCUACGGCGUCCUCGACGGCUUCCUGGAGGAGAGCCCGCUCGGCUGCUACUGCCACCGGAACCGCGGCAAGGCGGCGGCGACGGGGGAGGAGGAGGCCGACGGGGUGUCCGACACAUUGUACGUCCGGAGGAGCGCGUGCCGGGACGCGCUGCUGCGGCUCCUCGGGCCGGUCGGCGGGGGGACGAGGAGGAAGGAGGACGCGUCGCCGGCGAAGGCCCGGAGCCCGCGGUGGUCCGACUGCGGAUGCGGGAAGUGCGGGAAGUGGUGGAGCAACGGCGGCGACCGGCUGCACUUCGUCCUGCAGGAGCCGACGGCGCCCAACAAAGGUGCAGAGGAGACGCGGAGCGAGAGUGAUCGCGGAGACGACGCCAUCUUCAUCCACGGCUUCACGUCCUCCUCCUCCUUCUGGGCGCAGACCGUGUUCCCCGAACCCGCCGCCGCGAACCACCGCAGGCUGAUCGCCGUGGAUCUCCUCGGCUUCGGCGACAGCCCCAAGCCGGCGAACUGCGCGUACACGUUGCGGGACCACGUCGAGGCCAUCGAGCGGAGCCUCGUCGAUCCGCUCCACCUGGGCUCCUUCCACCUCGUCAGCCACUCGAUGGGCUGCACCAUCGCCAUCGCCCUGGCCGCCAAGCACCCGGCGCGGGUCAAAUCGGUCACGCUCGUCGCCCCGCUGUACUUCCUGCCGUGCGAGGAGAGGGCGAGCCAGGUGGCCCUGCGCAGGCUCGCCGAGAAGAAGCUCUGGCCGCCGUUGCUGUUCGGCUCGGCGGUGAUGUCUUGGUACGAGCACAUCGGGAGGACCAUCUGCUUCGUCGUCUGCAAGAACCACCGGUUCUGGGAGUGGCUCAUCAAGAUCCUCACGCGCACGAGGGACACAUUUGCCUGGAUCUCUGCCAUUUUGCUCAUGCAUGUACUUCAUCAGCGGCGUGGACAUCGUGGUGAGGGACCUGACGAGGCACACGCACCACUCGGCGUGGCACACGAUGCACAACGUGAUCUGCGGCGGGGCGAGGGCGCAGGACCGGAACCUGGAGGCGCUGGCGGCGGCGGGGGUGCCGGUGAGGGUGGUUCACGGCGACGCAGACCAGGUGGUCCCGGUCGAGUGCAGCAGCCGCCACCUGAAGUCGAAGCUCCCGCACGCGGAGCUCCGUGUCGUGGGCGGGCGCGACCACAGGACGGUGGUGUUCGGGAGGGAGGAGGAGCUGGCCCAAGAGCUCCGGGCGUUCUAGUCGGGCUGCGAGAAGGCAGGGUGUGCAGGCUAAUGGAUACUGGGGAAUGAAACGACGCGAAGUCUCAAACGAUGCCGGAUAGUCAGUGUACAGAACUACAGGAUGAAACUGUAGGAAACAUGUUGUUCUUCUCUUACAGCAGCGGGAUUCUUGCUGGUAUUUUUUUUAGAAUGAAGGCAUCACGCCAUGUUCCAUUUCUCAUUGAAAUGAAGCAAAGUCUAUACAAAAUCA